This is a messenger RNA of Tachysurus fulvidraco (yellow catfish), 2770 nucleotides long. Its product is annotated as sialoadhesin-like. Gene Ontology annotation, biological process: cell surface receptor signaling pathway. NCBI's taxonomy places the organism in Eukaryota, Metazoa, Chordata, Actinopteri, Siluriformes, Bagridae. The transcript is spliced from 9 exons. The record is from RefSeq and is a predicted model, not a curated record. The coding region runs from base 513 to 2087 and encodes 524 amino acids. Gene Ontology annotation, molecular function: transmembrane signaling receptor activity.
AGGUCACUACAUUUCCUGUCUUAUCUGCAUGGUGGUUGUUUCCUGUCCACAAAAGCAGCACUCUACAGAUGCACAUUUCCUGUUGCCGAUUUCAGUGUAAAUCCUCCUCAGAGAUAGAGAUAUAGCCUGUGGAGGCCACCAAACUAUACUAAACUCAUGGUCUUAUUCUUGGUACAGGUUUUUGAGCACUGUGCUUUGUUAUAUGGUGCAGUGUAAUGCUGGAAUUAGCCAAUCAAGAAUUGCGUUAGUUCAGGCAGGCCACGUCGUCAAGCAUGCAUCAGCUGAUAAUCAGCUGUUCAUGACGCGCACCAAUCUGGUUACGACAUCCAUAUUAUCCGACCCUUUAAAUUUCCAUUCUUUGAGCCGCUUUCUAGCGCAUUGCUGCUGCCACGAUUCAAACUUGGCAGCUAUUAAGAGUUUAAACCACAAGCUAACUCCUUUUGUGUUCCUGAUAUGGAACUAUAAGUGGUUGCGAUUAUUAUUAGUAUAUUCGAGCUCAAAGGAAAGUUUGAAUGUGCUUUAAAUUUACAGUGCGGAUUUCACUCAUACCAGUGGUCCAGGCUCAAAGGAGUCCUAAAGCUGUGGUGUCCAUAAAGCCUGAUACACAUGUGUUCACUGGGGAGAUUGUUACUCUCAGAUGUGAUAUACAGGGAGGAGGAAACACUCAGUGGACUUGCAGCUGGAAUAAAGAUAAUAACAAACUCUAUUCAAAUGGAAAUGAGAGAAAUUUCAUAGACAACACAAAGCAGGUGUUCAGAAUCAAGAAUGUUGAAGACUCUGACAGUGGAACCUACACCUGUAGAGGACAUGGGGGAUACAAUCAGAGCUCAGAGAUAAGUGAUGUUACACUGACUGUAUCAGUAAAACCCAAACCGACUGUGAGAGUGAAUCCUCAGAGCUCCGUCUACACUGGAGACACCGUCACUCUGAGCUGUGACAUACAGGAUGAAAGUGUCUCUAGCUGGCAGUACAGCUGGUAUAAAGAUACUUCACACAGUCCUGUCAGUAGUGAACAGGUGUACAGUAUCAGUGGUGUUGAAGUGACCCACACAGGUACAUACACCUGUAGAGGAACAGAGAGAAGAGGCUCACGCUCCUCACACUCCAGUGAUGUUAUUACACUGACUGUAUCAGAGAGACCACAGGCAGUACUGAGUGUAUCUCCACACAGCUGGCUGACUGAAGGAGACUCAUUGACUCUAAGCUGUGAGGUUACAGACUUCUCUACAAACUGGACAUUCAACUGGUACACAGUUGUUCCCUACAGAGACGGAUUAACUGGAAUAAAUAAUAAUCGUGGCUAUAUGGUGUAUGUGGAGCUCCUCUCAGACAGCAGCAGAGGAUCUGGAGGCAAAUACACUCUCAGUCCUGCUGCUCUUAAACACACAGGAGUUUAUAUGUGCAGAGGAGAGAGAGAAGAACCAGCCCUUCACACACAGUACAGCAAUCUACAGCCACUAUGGAUCACUGGUGAAUCUCCUCCAGUCUCUCUGAUCAUCAAUCCCAACAGAACUCAACACUUUACUAAUGACUUUCUGUCACUGAGCUGUGAGGACCAGAGUAGGUCUACUGGAUGGACAGUGAGACGAUACACACACAGUGAGAGAGUGUUACAUUGUUCAUACUGGGGAUCAGUUACAGGAUCUACAUGUAACAUCAGCUUCCUCUCCACAUCCUACACUGGAGUUUACUGGUGUGUGUCUGAAUCUGGAGAAAACAGUAAUCCCGUCAACAUCACAGUGCAUGAUGGUGAUGUGAUCCUGGAGAGUCCUGUCCAUCCUGUGACUGAGGGUCAUCCUCUGACUCUACGCUGUUUAUAUCACAUCCCAAAUCCCUCAAACCUCCGAGCUGAUUUCUAUAAAGAUGGAUCAGUUCUCCAGAACCAGACUACAGGAGAGAUGAUCAUCCAAACUGUCUCAAAGUCAGAUGAAGGUUUCUACCACUGUGAACACCCAGAGAGAGGAGAGUCACUGAAAAGCUGGGUCUCAGUCAGACAAGCUCCAUUCUCCGUGCUCAUGCUGAUCUGUAGUGUGGUGACGGCCUCUCCAUAUCUGCUGGUGACCAUCAUUCUGCUGCUCAUGUUAUAGAGCUCGAGAUCACACUGCAUUCUCAAUUCUGUCUUCAUCAGUCAUAGAGGCUUGAGCAAAAUUCAUCUAUAAAAAGAAGAUACAUUUACUAUAAUAUAUAUUAUUCCAGAAUUUCUUUUACUUUAUGGUUUUGUGUGGAUUUUAAAACAAUACUGAUUUGUCAUUUAAAUGUCCUGCUGUUAUUUGCUCAGCAUAUUAUAGACACCCUCAUUGUUGUGAAUGGCUUUGUUUAGUUAAUGUCUGCAAACCUCCUGAUGAGGUGUAAAUUACUGUGUGUGUACAGUAGUGUCCAAAAAGCCCCACAGCCAGCUUUUUUAUGCAAUAUAAAAAUGUUAUCUGAAAUAUGGUGCUAAUAUUGUGUUUUGUGUCUUCUCAGUAUUAGUUCUACCACUGCUGCAUUUGUACUGCUGUUUUUAUUCUAUUUGUUUGUGAGAUUUCCUCUAUAUGAAAUGUUUUGAUCAAUAAAAUAAAUCAUUAUCAAUUCAACACUGCGAUAUUGCUGUCUUUUCAUUGUCACUCUUGUCCCCUGCUAGAACAUUAGAAUUUAUCGCAUGGGAUUAAUAAGAUGUUUCUUUAAAGCAUAUAACUUGAUCCUAAAACUAUUAUUCGGUGUAGAGGAUAGAGGAUCUCUUUGCAGUAUAGAGGAUCUCUUUGCAGUAAAGUUCAGUAGUAAAUGGAGAAUU